AUGCUGAACCUUUUUGGAGUGAAGAGAAGAAAGGAAGUAAGGGUGCGUGACUUUCGUGAGCUCGCGGAUAUCCAGUGUGUCAAUGGCGAAUGGCGUCAUUAUAGCCAGGGAGCAUAUGACAAAGUAUUGCGUCACGUCGUGUGUUAUCAGGUUGAAAUCCCACAUAACGACGCAUCAAUUGCAAGGAAAGCCCGGGAAGCUAAGAUUCAAUCCAGCUGCCAUUCAUGCUCGUCACUUAAGAACUACACUGAAUUUGAUCUUUGCCCGUCCGAAAGCAAUUGCUCAGCUCCUUUUUUGAAGUCUUUAAAAGACGCAUAUGGCUGCGAGGAUUUGGUUGUGGAAUGUCCACAUUCAUCUUUAGCGGUGCAACUGAAAUCGGGUUCGAGUAUGGUUGUCUACCCGCAAGAUAUUUACUGCGAUGAAGUUUGGAUUUAUGACGAUGGCAAACAUUCUCAUGAAGUGCAAGGCAUGCUUUGCCUUAGCAAAGAACAUAAGGAGAAAUAUUUGAAAUGUGCCAGCUCGUGUCCUUCCUUGAAACAAAUAUGCCCUGCAUGUGAUGUACUUGAUGAUCUGUUCCCUAAUUGCACUUCGAGAUUGAAUUGCGGAAUGGACGGCAACGUUGUUGUCUCAAAAAGAAAAGAGGAUAAUAUGCAAGACCCUUUUCAAGCCUACUCGGAGGACAACAUGUUGCUGCUCUGUGUAAACGGGAGCUGGAUAGUGAACAUCAAUGAGACGAAGGUGCAGAUAAUGGAUGAUGAGCUUAUAUACUGUAAAUCGCUAAACAUAUCUUCGUUUACUAAAUCUUCAUCGACCACUAUGUAUUGA
Cylicocyclus nassatus is the source of this 825-nucleotide messenger RNA. The record is from the annotation of a GenBank genome assembly. Lineage: Eukaryota; Metazoa; Nematoda; Chromadorea; Rhabditida; Strongylidae.